GUAUUAAUUGGAUUAGUAAGAACUUUGGGCGUUGACCAUAAACUAUCUUACUUUUGUUUUAUCUAAUGAACGGUUAAGUUUCGCUGUUACUUUAUUACAAUAACUUUGUUAAACCUAUUAUCUACCUAUUGUAUUAUUUCUGUGAUUUGUUGCACACGGGAUAUAAAAUAAUAUAUAUAAAAAUUAUUUCAUGAAUUACUUUUCAAAGGUUAUAUGAUUAUGAACAAAUAUGUGGCUUUUGAUUCUAUUAUUAACUGUGCUCGGUGGUAAUUGUCAAGAAACUUUAGAAACAACUCGGUCUCCAUGGCUUAGUGGAAACAAAAAUGAAAAUAUAAUAAUAAAAGAUGCCACAUAUUUUGUGGUGGCAUCGCGUAUGGUACGCCCAGGGCAGAUUUAUCGAAUAGCUGUAAGUGUUUUACAUAGUUCACUACCAAUGGUCAUACGUUCUUCUAUACAACGUAAUGGAGUAGAAAUUGCAGCUGAUCAUCAAGAAGUUAAAGAGGGUAUACCAGAAACAUUAUUAAUGCGUAUGCCACUUACUUCCGUACAAGGGGAUUAUAACUUACGCAUCGAAGGAUUAUAUAAUAGUUUGACCGGAGGUCAAGCCUUUUUAAAUGAAACUAAACUUAUUUUUUCCCAAAGAUCUAUGACAAUUUUCAUCCAGCUAGAUAAGCCAGUAUAUAUGCAGGGAGAAACAAUACGGUUUAGAGCCGUACCUAUUGACACCGAAUUAAAAGCAUUUAAUAGUCCUAUCGAUGUCUAUAUGCUAGAUCCACAUAGACGUAUUAUGAGACGUUGGCUGAGCAGACAAAGUAAUUUAGGAACUGUCUCUUUAUCGUACCAGUUGUCAGAUCAACCAGUUUUUGGAGAAUGGAUCAUACAAGUUAUAGCUCAAGGACAAGUAGAAGAGAAAAGAUUUUUGGUAGAAGAAUAUUAUCAAACACGCUUCGAAGUUAAUGUCACGAUGCCAGCAUUUUUUUUCGAAAAUGAUCCAUACAUUCAUGGCAUUGUUCAAGCAAAUUAUACAUCUGGAGCACCUGUAAAAGGAAAUUUAACGCUAAAGGCCUCUUUCAAACCUAUAGAUAGAACUGGAAGUUCAUCAACGCAAAUAGAGCCUAUUGAAAGAUAUUUUAAUUUUAAUGAAUAUUAUCCCGCAUGGUUUAAACAACCAAACAUUUAUGAGGAGAAAGUGCCUGUAAUGAGAUUUUUUAAUGGAACAUAUCAUUUUCAAUAUCCAAUGGCAGAAUUACUUAAUUUUGCUCCAUCUUUGGAUGGAAUGGAAGUGAGCAUUGUUGCGACAGUUGGAGAAAGAUUUUUAGAUGAAAUUGUUGUUGGUUAUUCUAUGGCUAGGAUAUUUAAUUCAACCAUAAAAGUAUAUUUUCUAGGUGGCACUCCACAGGUAUUCAAGCCAGCUAUGCCUUUUACCGUGCAUUUAGUUGCAUCUUUUCACGACAAUUCAGCAUUACGAGUUACUCAACUUAAAGGAGCAACAAUGGAAAUACGCGGAGAAGUUGAGAUAAAGUCUGGUGGACGAAGAUCUAUGGAUUCACAAUAUCUGAAACCUUCUUCAGAGUACGAGGGUAUUUGGUCUACAAAAAUAGAUCUCAGAGAACAAAUUGGAUAUCCACAAAAUGCGGAACAAACUCAACAAAUGCUCAAUGAUAUCACUUCUAUGAAAAUAUCUGCUUAUUUUACCGAUGGCGAAGGAUUUAGAGCUCAAUCGGAAUUAUUAUUAUUCGCACAUGAAUCUCCAAAUCAGAAACAUAUAAAAAUAAUAACGUCAACUGAAAAAGCUAAAGUUGGAGAAUACAUAAUAUUUCAUGUACAGACAAACUUUCAUAUAGAUUAUUUUAAUUAUAUUAUCAUGGCUAAAGGAACAAUACUUCUAAGUGGGCAAGAAUACAUGCAGCAUAAUAUAAAAACUUUUGCAAUUCCAUUAAGCCCUGAAAUGGCUCCUGUUGCAACUGCAGUUGUAUAUUAUGUUGGCCAUUAUGGGGAUGUUGUUGCAGAUUCUUUAACUUUCCCUGUAAAUGGCAUCUCUCGUAAUAAUUUUACAGUAUUUAUUAAUAACAAAAAAGCACGUACAGGUGAAAAUGUGGAAGUUGCCAUUUAUGGAGAGCCAGGAGCAUAUGUUGCGCUUUCGGGUAUCGAUCGAUCCUUUUACACUAUGCAAGCUGGUAAUGAAUUAACUUAUGCAAAUGUUAUAUCGAAGAUGGCACACUUUGACGAAGAUACGAAUGGAACAUACUCUCAUACUUGGUUGCUUCAUGGCGGAGAUCCUGAUGAAAUGGUUUAUUUUCCAUCCUCUACAUUUGGGAUAGAUGUAAAUCGCACUUUCGAAUAUAUUGGAUUAGUUGUUUUUACAGAUGCACUGAUCUAUAGACGUCCAGAUCAUUGCAAUAGAACCCAAGGAUAUGGAGAGUGCCUCUCGGGCCGUUGUUAUAAAUUAGAAAAAAAGUGCGAUGGGAUGUUUGAUUGUGAAGAUGGUACAGAUGAAGCACGCUGUCAGCAUGGCAAUGCAACUGAUAUUUUAGAGUUUAGAAAGUGGCGUUUUAAUAGGAUUCAAAGACAAUAUGAAAAUGUUUGGCUUUGGAAAGAUAUAAACAUAGGACCACAUGGUAGACAAAUUUUCAACAUAGAUGUGCCACGCAGACCGGUUCAUUGGAUGGUCACAGUUUUUGGCAUGUCUCCGAGCAAAGGUUUUGGAAUGUUACCUAAAGCAUUGGAAUAUACAGGAAUUCUGCCAUUUUAUAUUAAUGUAGAGAUGCCAACGCACAGUAAACAAGGCGAACAGAUUGGCAUAAGAGUGUCCGUUUUUAAUUAUAUGCGUGGCGAUAUCGAGGCAACAGUUGUUUUAACAGGAUCUAAAGAUUACAAAUUUGUUCACGUUGAAGAUAAUGGGAUUGUUCAGUCAUAUAAACCACGCACUUCUUUUGGAGAACAUCAAUUCUUUUUAUGGAUACAUGCUCAAGAUGCAACCGUUGUAUAUCUACCAAUUGUUCCAGUAAGACUGGGUGACAUUAAAAUACAUAUUUAUGCAACGACAUUAAUAGGACGUGAUUCGGUUACACGCACCUUACAUGUAGAAGCUGAUGGCCUACCUCAACAUAGACAUCAAUCUAUUCUCCUUGAUUUAAGUAACAGAGCGUAUGUAUUCCAAUACAUGCACGUUAACAUUACAGAAACACCAAUUAUAUCUUAUGAUGAAAAUCGUUAUUACGUGUUUGGAUCAAACAAGGCAACCAUAAGUGUAGUUGGGGAUGUGGUUGGACCUAUAUUUCCAACAAUGCCUGUCAAUGCUACAAGUCUUAUAGAUCUUCCAAUGGAUUGUGCUGAACAGAAUAUGUUCAGUUUUGCCGCUAAUAUGUAUACGACAUUGUAUAUGCGUCUAGUCAAUCAACGCAAUAGAACGCAAGAGAAGGAAAGCUUUUAUUAUAUGAACAUUGGAUAUCAACGCCAGCUUUCGUUUAUGAAUCCUGACGGAUCUUUUAGCCUUUUUCGCAGUGAUUGGAACCAAUCUGCAUCUAGUGUAUGGCUCACUGCUUAUUGUGCGCGCAUCUUUCAAGAAGCAAGUUUUUAUGAAUGGGAAAACUAUCUAUACAUAGAUCCCGAUGUAAUCACACAAGCUGUUUCUUGGGUAUUAAAGCAUCAAACUCCAGAAGGAUCAUUUUACGAAGUGACAUGGUUACCAGAUCGAAAAAUGAAUAGCUCUCUCAAUUAUAAUAGUGAUAUAAUAAGGUUCAGAAAUAUUAGUCUUACUGCUCAUGUGCUUAUUACAUUGGAAACUGUAAGAGAUUUGACAGGUGGUUUGGGUUCUCAAGUAGCUUUAGCUUCUGCAAAUGCCAUUAAAUGGUUAGAGAGAAAUAUGAAACUUUUAGAAGAAAAGGGCAAACCAUACGACGUUGCUAUCGUAUCAUAUGCAUUAUUAAUGGCGAAAGCUUCUACAGCAGAACAAGCAUUUAAUAUUUUGACUAGGCACGCACGUAGAGAAGGUGGUUUAACUUAUUGGGGCAGAGAACCUGUUCCACCUCCGCCACAAAAAUUGGAAAAUCAAAAACCAUUCCUCCUCCCACGUUUACCUUACAAGUAUGAUGCAGAAAAUAUAGAAACAACAGCAUAUGCACUUCUUGUCUAUGUCGCAAGACAAGAGGUAAUGAUAGAACCAAUAGUAAAAUGGCUAAAUGCACAGAGAUUGACAGAUGGUGGAUGGGCUUCCACGCAAGAUACCGCGUGGGCUAUGAAAGCUUUAAUGGAUUAUACCGUCCGAUCUAGAAUUAGGGAUGUUAGUUCAUUAAAUGUAACAAUAGAAGCUACAGCUUUACCUGGGAAGACACAAAUAUUAUCUGUAAAUCCAAGCAAUCUUGCAAGACUUCAAUCUAUCGAGAUACCUGAAGCAUGGGGAACCGUAAAAGUGCAAGCGAAGGGUGCUGGAUAUGCAAUAUUGCAAAUGUCAGUGCAAUAUAAUGUUGACAUUAAAAGAUUUCAGACUCAGCCACCUGUGCAGGCAUUUGAUUUAAUAACCAGAGCUAAUUUCCAUGGUAGAAAUCAAUCUCACAUUUCAUAUCUCAGUUGUCAGAGGUGGACAAACAUUGAUGAAUCAUCCCGCUCUGGAAUGGCAGUUUUGGACGUAGCCAUUCCAACUGGUUACAUAAUUCAACAACAAAAUCUUGAUAAAUAUGUAUUAUCAAGGAAAGUAAGGAACUUACAAAGAGCACGGUUUCAAGGCAGAAAAGUCUUAUUCUAUUUUGAUUAUUUAGAUCAGGAAGAAACUUGUAUUAAUUUUACAAUAGAAAGAUGGUAUCCAGUUGCAAACAUGUCACGAUAUCUUCCCAUCAGAGUCUAUGAUUAUUAUGCUCCAGAACGGUUCAAUGAAUCUAUAUUUGAUGCUUUACCAACUUACACUCUAAACAUCUGUGAGGUGUGUGGUAGUUCGCAAUGUCCGUAUUGUCCCAUUUACAAUACUGCUACUAUUUUGGUGUCUUCAACAAAUCUUAUCUUUAUUACAACUAUUUUAAUAACUAUAAUGAGAUACUAUCGAACACAAGAAUUCAACGUAGGAUAGUUUUCUUCUAUAAUUUUCAAAUAACCAUACCACGAUAGAAAAAUUUACAAAAUAUUUCGAUGAUACAAAUAAUAUAAACGCAAGUAUUAUUUAUUUUUUCUUGCAAUUACAGAAUUACAAGUGAUAACAUGACAAAUUAUCAUUUGUCACAUGUUAUCAUGUUAUCAUUUACAAUUUUUUAUUACUUGAUUAUUAACUCAUGUUUUAUGUAAAAGUAUUCCCAUUGAUUUAACAUAUGUAAUUUAAACACAUAUUUAAACACACUUUUUGCACAUAGUUUUAGUUUGUGUAAAAAUAAUAUUUCUCAAAGAUCUGUAUAUAGUAUAUUGGAGCAUAAAAAGAUGCUGUUCCAAAGCACAAAGAGAUAAAAGAAAACGAUACCGUCCUGUUAUAUGUAUGUUCGUUCAUAUCCAAGGAAAUAUUUGGGCAAAAGAACAAGACAUACGUAUUAACAUAUUUCAUUGUUUUAGAUAAGCAUAAGAGAUAUAUUUUAAUAAUUAGAUUUAUAUUUUAAGUAUUAUAUUAUAUUAUAAUAAUUAUCAUAUAUGGCAUACUUCUCUUAUAUUAAAUUGCGAUGGUCUACUGAUAUACAAUAUUAAGGCUUAUUAUCCAAUAAGAUGUAUGCAUACAGGGAUAGAGAUAUUUAUUGAUGCACAUCACAAAUAUAAGUUGCAGGUCUUAAUGUCGUAUGAAAUGUAGACUCAUUGCAAGUCUUUAAAGCAGAUUCUCGAUCUGCAUAAUCUUUCAAAUGCCGUCCAUGCAAGUCUGUUAUAAUAUAGCUUAUAUUUUAAAUAAUUUGUGCUAUAUAUAUGUGUUCAACAGGACAUCAGUUCUUUUUAUAUUACAUAUAUAUAUAUAUAUAUAUAUAUGCGUGUAUAUAUGUGUGUAUAUAUAUAUAUAUAUACACGCAUAUAUAAUGGUAAUCAGAGGUACAAAGAUAGUUUAAAUCUUAAUGAAAAAAAGGAACCGUCCUGAACUAUAUGUAUAAUUUCCAUUGUCGAGGCGAUAGAACUUAAUAAAAAGAAGUAGCAUUUAAUACACAUUAAAAAUAUUUUUAUGUUUUAUAACAUUUAUAAAAAUAAAUUAAAAUCGAAUUCGAAAUCUGUCUUCACGUAUAUUAAAGAAUUCAUCUUCCAUAUGUCUUUCCAACAUUGUUGAUUUUGUCUUUUGAUAGGAAGAAUAGCGACGAGGUGAAUUUGAUGGAGGGAAAAGGCCGUAAAUAUUUUUGAAGCAAUCUUUAAUAUAGCAACAUAGUCAGUCUUACAAUAAUAAGCCAAAAAUACAAUCUAUAUAUCAAGCUUGCGACGAACGGGCGAUAAACGCGUUUCCCUUGCUGAGUGCGUUUCUAUCGUUUGGAGAAAUUAUUAUGGCGGAUAAAGAAGGAUAAUAAUCAUUCAGGGAAAAAGAAUGCACGUUAAUUCUGCCCGUACUAUCGCGACGAAUUUUACAAUUUUACACAUAAUUAUAAUGUAUCACGUUUGCGAAAUCGUAGGUCCUAUACUCUCUCUUCGAUGUUGCUAUCUCUUUCUCUUUUUCUCUUGAGAUAAAAUAUACGCAUCGCGCCCUAUUCAACGAAAUUUUCUUAAAUAAUACAAGACCUAUCGCUGAUGAACCCCUUAUUGUUUAUAUUGAAUGGUUUAAAGGACAAAUCAUUACUGGAGCAUAGCAAAUUUCUAUGUCCUUGGUACGGAUUUUCCUAGAAGGACUAUGCUCGACAACAUAUAUACGUUCCGACAUAUCAAUCAUAUUAAAAAUAAUAUCUAGAUAAAUGAAAUGAUGAAAUUUUUGAAGAAUGUCUAAAAAAGUCUUUACAAGUGAUUCUACGAUGAAAAUGAAAGCAGAUUACCAAUAAUCCAGUUCGGUUAUCUGUUUUCAAAUGCGUAUCUGUAUUUUUAAUCAAUUAUCCAACUACUUUCUAUUGUUGAUUCUAAUUAACUUGCGCUCGAUUAUAAUUCCGAAGAAGUUUAGAAACAAAAAAAAAAAAAAGGGGGAAAAAAGCAAGAAAGAUGAGAAAGGAAAUUUUGAUCGUCCUUCGGUCGACGAAAUAAUCGAGCGCAAGUCGAAGAGGAUAGAUCUUGUUCAUAAUUCGCGCGUAUUUUCAAUGAGAAUUAUGAACGACAUCUAGCGAGAAGCUUCUAAAGCUUCCAAAACGUUACUACUGCUUUGCUUAGCCCAGUCUGAGGAUUCAUAACGCGCGAAGUUCAUUAAGUUUUGUCCUAAUUACCGUUCAUCACCAAAUCGCUCACAACAAACAUUGUAAUUACAAUAUUACAAUUCAUUGUUAUUCAUCGAAAAAAGUUUUUCUUUUUAUUCGGGGAGGGGGGGUUCCUCAGUGUGCCACUAAACACUCGCAUUUUGACGUUCUCUCGUGACAUACAGACCUAAACUCUAAAAUCAAAUAGGGCGGGAAAAACCAUCGAUACAAAUAUAUAGAUAUAUUAUAAUAUAAUAGUUAUUUGAUUAAACAUUUAAAGCCUUACGUAAAAUAUACAAUGUGAUGUGUGUAUUUUUCAUACGUUUUGUUUAUGCGAUAAUAUUACAUCAUGUUGUUGUUGGUAUUUUCUUUUUCGUAUGAAUAUAUCGCGUAACAUCGUUGCGUCACGUCGAAACGGAUGUAUUCUUCUCUUAUUUUUUUUUUCUUUUUUUCUUUUUUUUUUUUUUUUUUUUUUUUUUUUUUUAAA
Messenger RNA from Vespa crabro (European hornet), 7743 nucleotides. It is a transcript of the gene Mcr, whose product is annotated as CD109 antigen. The transcript is spliced from 5 exons. The record is from RefSeq and is a predicted model, not a curated record. Gene Ontology annotation, molecular function: endopeptidase inhibitor activity; protein binding. The coding region runs from base 230 to 5062 and encodes 1610 amino acids. Gene Ontology annotation, cellular component: extracellular region. Lineage: Eukaryota; Metazoa; Arthropoda; Insecta; Hymenoptera; Vespidae.